AUUCUAUGUGUUACAUUUAAGGUGUUCUGUAGGACCCUAUGAGGAUAAAUUUAUAAGAUGAGAAAUUUUAAGAGGUAGACUUGAUUAGUCUGAAGUUUUCAGACAUGUGAUUUUAAGAUUCUGCUUCUCCUUCCCAUGCAAUACCUGGUUUGUCAUCAUGUGGCUACUUACAUUGGCCAACUCACUCAGUGGUGGGGUUUGGUAUACUGAAGUCUGAAAUUCCGAGAUCCUUUUUAGACUUUCCUUUGUUUCACUUCCCAGAGGGCAGGUAAUGUGUCAGAGCCAGCUCCCUGUUUAACUGAUGUCUCAUAGGUAGGAAGAGAGGGAGAAAAAAAAACAGGGAAGGGAGACUGCGUCAUAUUGGAGGAGGAGGGUAGCAAAGAAAAAUGAGCUUUCUUAAACAAAUCGCAUGCAGAGGGACACGUUGCCAGGGCUUGGGCACUUCUCGGCAGGGGCUCGGCUCUCUUCCCUGCUGGCCACGAUGCAGGAAGCAGCAGGAGUGCUGAAGGAGGGCUUCCUCGUCAAACGGGGACACAUUGUCCGUAACUGGAAAGUGAGAUGGUUCGUUCUGCUUCAGGAUAAGCUGCUGUAUUACAAAAUUGAAGGAGGCAAAAAGGAACCUUCUCCAAAGGGCAGGAUCCUUUUAGAUGGCUGCACUAUUACUUGUCCAUGCCUGGAAUACGAAAACAGACCGCUGCUCAUCAAGCUAAAGACAAAAACCAAUACAGACUAUUUCCUUGAAUGUUGCUCCAGGGAGGAGCGAGACUCUUGGGCUUUGGACAUCACAGGAGCUAUUCAUGCUGGUCACCCAGUACAGGUACAAGAGCUUCACAGAAUGAAGAACUCUUUUAAACUACUAGAGAAUAUCAGCCUCCACCACAUAGUGGAGAGAAUGUGUGACAGCAGUACCGGAAUUAAGCUAACCCGCAACUUGCAACAAGGCAACAGAUACAAAGAGACUUUCACAGGUUCUGCCCUGGUGGACUGGCUCAUCUCCAACAGCUUUGCUGUGUCACGAUUCGAGGCCAUCACCUUGGCAUCCAUGCUGAUGGAGGAGAACUUCAUCAAGCCUGUGGGAGCACGCAGCACUGAGGCCACACGCUUCAGCGACCUCUCUGAGCAGUUUCUUGAUGACUCUACUGCACUGUACAUAUUUGCUGAGAGCAGUAAGAAAAAUAUCAGUCCCAAAGAAGAGCUACAAUUUAAUAUCUCUGAAUUAAGCGGCACCAUUGUGAAGCAAGGAUUCUUAGUGAAACAGGGGCACAAGAGGAAAAACUGGAAGGUGAGGAGAUUUGUUUUGAGAGCUGAUCCUGCUUUUUUGCACUACUAUGACCCUACUAAGGAAGAAAACAGGCCAGUAGGUGGAUUUUCUCUUCGUGGCUGUCUUGUCUCAGCUCUGGAGGAUAAUGGAGUCCCAGCAGGAGUGAAGGGCAAUGUGCAAGGCAAUCUCUUCAAAAUCAUCACAAAAAAUGACAUUCAUUAUUACAUCCAGGCCAGCUCCAAGGCAGAGCGAGCACAGUGGAUUGAGGCAAUCAAACCACUGACAUGAGUAAGGUGGAAUCCAUGCCAAAUGACGAGUCACAUCUGUGACCAAGUUUCCUGCUUUCAUUGUCUGUGACUGUUGUUUUGCUCUUAGAUAGUCUAUUCUUGUUACUUGUAUCUCCAUAGCACCCAUCAAUUCCUGACAGACCAGCAUCUUAGGUGCCUAGGAGUCAUGCAGAUCCAGAGUAAUUCGCCACCAAGAACUUAACCAUCUAACAAAAGACAACAAGUGGAUACAGGCACCUGUUGCUUUACAAAGAAACAAUGAGAUACAAUAUUCCAAGGUGGAAGAAAAUAAUUACUUUUGUACAAGUAUUCAGUCUAUAUUUGACAGAUUCAGGUUGUGCUUUAUCCUAAAGCAGAAAUGCCUUGUUCCUUUCCCCUUUAUAAAGGGGUUUAUAAACUUAAUUAGUUAAGACUGACUGAAUCAAAGUCAUGGAAGGUCCUGGUGUCUAAGGCUGCCUUUCUUGGUAUACACAAGAGCCUUGUGCUAAGCCACAGUCCAGCUGCUAGGAUAAUCACUAAUGCAAAACAUACAAAGUGUCUGUCCAUCUGUCUGCUCUACCAUUUGGUUCUCUGUUAGGUUGGAAAAGACCAAAGGAUCUUCCUCUCCAGUAUAUAAAUUAUUCUUGUGCUGGUAAUGGCCCGCAGCAGUACAGGAUCCUGAGUAUCAAACCAGACCAGUGGAAGUUAUUCCAGACAAAUGCCUUUGCUGAAGAUACUGGAUAAAACCACCCAGCCAUAGAAAUGAGACUUUUCCUCCUGAUUAUGACAGUAAAUUCAUUUAUGUGGAACACCAUUGGGACUAAGAGCUCCAAUAGCAGUUAUGACUAUUGCUUUUUUUUAUUUCAAGUCAUUAAAUCUUCCAUUAUUUGUCUGCUAAUCUUGACUUUGGUAUCAUAACAUUUUUUUUAAAAAGGUCAGUGCA
This is a messenger RNA of Neopsephotus bourkii (Bourke's parrot), 2470 nucleotides long. RefSeq names its product pleckstrin 2 (gene PLEK2). The record is from RefSeq and is a predicted model, not a curated record. The transcript is spliced from 9 exons. Lineage: Eukaryota; Metazoa; Chordata; Aves; Psittaciformes; Psittacidae. Gene Ontology annotation, biological process: intracellular signal transduction; actin cytoskeleton organization. Gene Ontology annotation, cellular component: plasma membrane. The coding region runs from base 410 to 1549 and encodes 379 amino acids.